AUGGAUUAUAGUUACUUCAAGCCGUCGGAUAUGGAUGCAAGACAUGUCAAGCCGCCGGAUAUUCUGUCUUCCUCGUCAAACCCUAAUAAGGGUUUUGCUACUAGAUUACUGAACAUUGACGGCAAAACAUUCUGUCCGCGUAGGGGUGUUGUGUCUGAUCAACAACAGGGACCGAAGGUAGUUAAUGUCAUAGAUGAACUUACCAAAAUCACAGUUCCAGUCAAUCUUAAUGCCGAUGAUCAUGAUGUCGUUAAGCCUAAUGCUGUGCAUGAUGAGGUUUUCUGGGAAGCUAGUAAGGAGGAGAAAACAGUCUCGUAUGCUGAAAAGGUGCAGUCCACUCGUAAGAAAAGGGAGGUAAAUUUCAGACUCUUGGAACCUAAGGAAACGAGAGAUGAUGCUGAUAUUGUUAUACCGAAAGAGGUUGUGCAGCAGGUUCAAGACAAAUUCGAUAAUGUCCUCUAUGGUUAUUUUUUAGGGAAUAGAUUGCCGUUUCCUGUGGUUGAGUAUUAUGCAAAGAAUGUCUGGGCAAAGUUUGGGUUUUCAAAACUUAUGAUGAACACGUCAGGUUUCUUUUUCUUCAAGUUUGACUCGAAGGAAGGAUUGACUAAGGUGUUGGAAGGAGGACCAUGGUUAAUACGAAAAGUCCCGUUAUUUCUGAACAUAUGGUCUCCGAAGGUUACACUCAAGAAAGAUAGUAUCAAAACCGUUCCAAUAUGGGUUAAGUUGCACAAUGUGCCGAUUUCAGUUUAUACGGAUGAUGGAUUGAGAUUGUUGGCUUCGAAGCUAGGGGUUCCUAAAAGGUUAGAUUACUAUACAGCUGAUAUGUGUGUUGAAAACUGGGGAAGGAGUAGUUAUGCUCGUGCGAUGAUUGAGUUAAAUGCUGAUAACGAGCUGAAGGAUCACAUUACUGUAGCUAUCCCUAAAAUGGAUGAGGAUGGGUUCAUUUUGGAACGGGUUAAAGUUGAAUAUGAGUGGAGGCCGUUACGCUGUAGUACAUGCUGUUUGUUUAGUCAUGAUGACAAUACGUGUAGCAAGAAACCUAAUGGUAAGGCUAAGAUGGUUACUGUUGAUGAGGAGGGUUUUGUUACUGAUAAAAGGAAGAUGGCGAGGUACUCGUUCCCUCAAAAGAAGCAGAAACCUAAGGUUGUGUAUAAACCUAAGACUAAUAAAUAUCAUGCAAGUACGUCUGGAACGAAGGGGGAUAAUUCGGCGGCUGUGCAGUUGUCAAACUCCUUUGCGGUGCUUGAUAAUGAUAAGAAUAAUGAGAAAAGGGAUCCGACUAGUGCCAAGUCGAUGAUUGAUGAAAAUCAUGGUACCCGUAUACAACAACCUGAUGAAGUUAAGGAGUUGAAUCCGACAGAGAUGGCUGAUUUUAUGAGUGGUAACAUGAAUAAUCAAAAUUCUGAGGGGGCAAGCACUCCCGGUGACAAUGAGUCUCAUGUGGCUGUUAAUAAGCUGAAUAAGAUAUGUGAGAAGAUUUUUCGGAAUUGGAAGUGGACAUCGAACGGAGGUAUGUGUCAUAGAGGUACGAGGGUGAUAUUGGGGUGGAAUGCGGAUGAUAUUGAUCUUAUGGUUAUAUCCCAAUCAGACCAGGUUAUUCAUGCUCAGGUAUUGUUAAAAUCGGUCAAAAAGAAGAUAUUUUGUUCUUUUGUGCAUGCGGAAAACAAAUAUCAGGAUAGGAGAAGCUUGUGGGCUGAUUUGUGUAACUUUAAAGGCCUCACUCAUGAUACCCCUUGGGUUGUAAUGGGUGAUUUCAAUGUCGCUUUGAAUAUGGAGGAUUUUACUAUGGGGCCGUCCUCCCACACAAUAGCUAUGCGAGAAUUCUAUGAUUGUGUUCAAGAGGCAGAAUUGAUCGAUGUUAAGAGUCAUGGGUUGCAUUAUACUUGGAAUCAAAAACCAAAGGAUGGGGUAGGAAUGCUAAAGAAGAUUGACCGUAUUAUGGGUAACAUCAAACUCUUAGAUGUUUUCUCGGAUGCUUAUGCUAUGUUUCAGCCUUUCCGUGUUUCAGAUCAUGCUCCUGCUAUCUUGAAAUUAUUUUCUAUGUCUACGGACCGGCCUAAACCUUUUAAAUUCCCAAACUUUAUUGUGACAAAGCCUGAGUUCCGUCAAGCUGUGAUGUCCGAAUGGACUAAAACUGUGGAGGGUGCUACCAUGUUUUCUGUGGUUAAGAAAAUGAAGGGUCUGAAAUCACAUUUUAGGAGGAUAUUGCGUAAUCAAGGUAAUCUCCAUAAAAGAGUUACUGACUUACGGAAUGAGCUGGACCAGAUUCAAAAACAGGUGGAAGCUCAUCCUUUUGAUGCUGCUAUUCGGUCUUCUGAGACUAUCUGUUUGCGAGACUUCAAGUCAGCGGUUUAUGAUGAGGAGUGUUUCUUGAAACAAAAAUCUAAAGUGCAAUGGUUAUGUGCGGGUGAUUCAAAUACAUCCUACUUUCAUAAUAGUGUGAAAAGUAGGAAUGCUAGAAAUAAAAUCAAUUGCAUUAAGGAUACGAAUGGGAACCAGUAUGAGGGAGUUGAUGUCGCGGCUGCUUUGCUAAACCAUUAUUCAGCUUUCAUGGGCACCGAAGAUAAAGUGGCUAGGUUGGAUGAUGCAGAUUUAUUUGUUAAUGUUUUGCAGCAGAAUGUGGCGGAGACUAUGGUGAGACAGGUUACCGAUGAUGAAGUUAAACAGGCUAUGUUCAGUAUAAGUGAGAAUAAGGCUCCAGGUCCGGACGGAUACACUUCAGCGUUUUUUAAAAAUGCCUGGGAUGUUGUGGGCGGUGAAGUUAAAAAGGCGGUGUGUGAUUUCUUUAAUACGGGCAAAUUCUUAAGCAGAUUAACCAUACGAUUUUAG
Messenger RNA from Helianthus annuus (common sunflower), 2829 nucleotides. RefSeq lists its product as uncharacterized. The record is from RefSeq and is a predicted model, not a curated record. The transcript is spliced from 2 exons. Lineage: Eukaryota; Viridiplantae; Streptophyta; Magnoliopsida; Asterales; Asteraceae. Bases 1 to 2829 code for a protein of 942 amino acids.